AUGGCAAUGCUUCGCGUGUUCCAACGAGGUUCAAAGACCAACUCAAUAUUAACCGGUAAAGGCUGUCGUUACUAUGCCAAGGAUGUGAAGUUCGGCCCGGAGGUUCGUGCCAUGAUGUUGCAAGGAGUGGACGUCCUUGCCGAUGCCGUAGCCGUGACCAUGGGUCCCAAGGGACGCAACGUUAUCAUUGAACAGAGCUGGGGCUCGCCCAAGAUCACCAAGGAUGGUGUGACCGUAGCCAAAUCCAUCUCUUUGAAGGACAAAUUCAUGAAUAUAGGCGCCAAGCUGGUACAGGACGUCGCUAACAACACAAACGAGGAAGCUGGCGAUGGCACCACCACCGCCACAGUGCUGGCCCGUGCCAUUGCCAAGGAGGGCUUCGAGAAGAUUUCGCGUGGCGCCAACCCCGUGGAGAUACGUCGCGGCGUCAUGCUGGCCAUCGACACGGUCAAGGAGAACCUCAAGAAGAUGUCACGCCCUGUGAGCACACCCGAGGAGAUCCGUCAGGUGGCCACAAUCUCCGCAAAUGGCGACGAAUCGGUGGGAAAUCUCAUCAGCGAAGCGAUCAAAAAGGUGGGCCGUGACGGGGUCAUCACGGUGAAGGAUGGCAAGACCCUCAACGAUGAGCUGGAGGUCAUCGAGGGUAUGAAAUUCGAUCGUGGCUACAUUUCGCCAUACUUCAUCAACUCGACCAAGGGCGCCAAGGUGGAGUUCCAGGACGCCCUCCUGCUGUUCAGCGAAAAGAAGCUAAAGACGACACAGAGCAUCCUGCCCGCUUUAGAGUUGGCCAACGCACAGCGCAAGCCGCUCGUUAUUAUAGCGGAGGAUGUAGAGGGUGAGGCCCUGAGCACCUUGGUCCUCAAUCGCCUCAAGUGCGGCCUUCAGGUCUGCGCUGUCAAGGCCCCAGGCUUUGGUGAUAAUCGCAAGGAAACUAUUGAGGAUAUGGCCAUUGCCACUGGCGGCAUUGUUUUUGGGGAUGAGGCGAAUCUUGUGCGCCUCGAGGACAUCAAAGUGAGUGACUUUGGGCGUGUGGGCGAGGUCGUGGUCACCAAGGAUGACACUAUGCUGCUCAAGGGUCAGGGCCAGCGUCCCAUGAUCGACCGUCGCAUCCAGAACUUGCGCGAAGCCAUUCAGGACACCAAGUCGGAGUACGAGAAGGAGAAAUUUCAGGAGCGUCUGGCACGUCUCUCCUCAGGCGUGGCCCUGCUGCGUGUUGGCGGCUCCAGCGAUGUCGAAGUCAACGAGAAAAAGGAUCGCGUCAACGAUGCACUCAAUGCCACACGAGCUGCUGUCGAGGAGGGUAUCGUGCCGGGCGGCGGCACCGCACUCCUGCGCUGCAUCAGCCGCCUUAAUGACAUCAAGGGCGCCAAUGAGGAUCAGAACAUGGGCAUCGAAAUCAUUCGUCGUGCCCUGCGCAUGCCCUGCCUCACCAUUGCCAAGAACGCAGGCGUCGACGGGGCCAUGGUGGUGGCGAAAGUGGAGAUCCUCGACGGUGACUAUGGCUACGAUGCACUGAAGGGGGAGUAUGCCAACAUGAUCGAGCGUGGCAUCAUUGAUCCCACCAAGGUGGUGCGCACAGCUAUCACGGAUGCCGCCGGAGUGGCAUCACUGCUCACCACAGCCGAGGCUGUCGUCACGGAGCUGCCCCUCGAGGAUGCUGGCUCGGCCGCCAUGGGCGCUGGCAUGGGCGGUGGCAUGGGUGGCCUCGGUGGCAUGAUGUAACUUACACUUUGUCCGGCGGUUAAGAUUACACUACACAUUACACCAAGCUACACCCAAUUGUUGUUUCGGCAGGCAUUUUCGGUAGGCUGCACACAUUUUUAUUGAUUUUUCCCACACUAUUAACUGGAUUAUUCAUCUUAAUUGGAUUAUUCGUCUGAUAUUUAGACUGCACACAUCGCACUUGCACACAUCACACUUGCACUCACAUAUUCGUCGUUUUUUCGUGCUAUUAUGAAGGAUUAUUCUACAAGGAUUAUAAAUACACUAUAGACAAGAUGUUAGGUAGACUGAGA
This is a messenger RNA of Drosophila subobscura, 2015 nucleotides long. RefSeq names its product 60 kDa heat shock protein homolog 2, mitochondrial (gene Hsp60C). The transcript has a single exon. The record is from RefSeq and is a predicted model, not a curated record. The coding region runs from base 1 to 1722 and encodes 573 amino acids. Lineage: Eukaryota; Metazoa; Arthropoda; Insecta; Diptera; Drosophilidae. Gene Ontology annotation, cellular component: mitochondrial matrix; mitochondrial inner membrane. Gene Ontology annotation, molecular function: protein-folding chaperone binding; ATP binding; ATP-dependent protein folding chaperone. Gene Ontology annotation, biological process: mitochondrial unfolded protein response; protein import into mitochondrial intermembrane space; apoptotic mitochondrial changes.